Molecule: messenger RNA, 6251 nt
Organism: Alligator sinensis (Chinese alligator)
Lineage: Eukaryota; Metazoa; Chordata; Crocodylia; Alligatoridae
Gene: IKZF5
Product: IKAROS family zinc finger 5
Exons: 7
Coding region: 469-1728 (419 amino acids)
Biological process (GO): regulation of transcription by RNA polymerase II
Molecular function (GO): RNA polymerase II cis-regulatory region sequence-specific DNA binding; DNA-binding transcription factor activity
Source: RefSeq, a predicted model, not a curated record
CAUCCACAGAUGCAUCUCAAGCAGGUUCAAGUUUCUGCUCUUCUAAACCUAUGUCUGAGUGAGCCACCAACAAAUGGAACACAAGUUAACUUAAACCUAGAGGAGGCUGGUGACAUCUGAAAGAGGGGAAAGUGGGGCAGCAGUGCUCCGAUGCCCUCUGUCUGACCAGCUGCUGUUUGGAGUAUGUUUGCUACUUAGAAAGGAACUGAAAUUCAGGUACAAUCCAUGUAGACCUGUGAAAUAAAAAGAAAGAACUGAGGAACAUACCCCCCAAAUCUGUGGAAAUCUGCUACCUUUCUCUGUCUCUGGCUGUGGCUCUGAUCUUCCUGUUGGGACACCUCAUUCAGUUCCGUUUCUAUUGGAAUUAUUGACAAGUAGCAGCUUCAAGUAUUAUAAAGCUGCUCAGUUCAUUUCAGUGGAAAUUUAAACCUUUUCAGGCACAAGAUAUUGUAAACUAAAAGCGUGAAUAUGGGUGAAAAGAAACCGGAGCCCCUAGACUUUGUAAAAGAUUUUCAGGAGUACCUUACUCAACAGACACACCAUGUAAAUAUGAUUUCUGGAUCAGUUAGUGGUGAUAAGGAAGCAGAGACUCUUCAGGGAGCUGGGACGGAUGGUGAUCAGAAUGGAUUAGAUCAUCCUUCUGUUGAAGUUUCCUUGGAUGAAAACUCAGGAAUGCUAGUGGAUGGGUUUGAAAGGACAUUUGAUGGAAAGCUGAAGUGUCGAUACUGCAACUAUGCUAGCAAAGGAACAGCACGGCUGAUAGAGCAUAUCAGAAUUCACACAGGUGAAAAGCCACACAGAUGCCAUUUAUGCCCAUUUGCAUCAGCUUAUGAACGUCAUCUGGAAGCUCAUAUGAGAUCACAUACUGGUGAAAAACCGUACAAGUGUGAAUUGUGUUCCUUCCGCUGCAGUGACAGAAGUAACUUGUCUCAUCAUCGCAGACGCAAACACAAAAUGGUACCUAUUAAAGGUACCCGGUCUUCCCUAAGCAGCAAGAAAAUGUGGGGAGUUUUGCAGAAGAAGACCAGCAAUCUGGGGUACAGCAGAAGAGCAUUAAUUAAUUUGAGUCCACCUUCUAUGGUGGUUCAAAAACCAGACUACCUUAAUGAUUUCACCCAUGAAAUCCCAAAUAUUCAAACUGAAGCAUAUGAGAGCAUGACAAAAACAACACAAACCAGUGCGCUGCCAAGAGAUCCACAAGACCUUAUGGUAGAUAAUCCUUUGAAUCAGCUAUCUACAUUGGCAGGACAGUUGUCUAGCUUGCCACCUGAAAACCAAAACCCAGCAUCUCCUGAUGAUGUACCAUGUCAAGAUGAAAAGCCUUUUAUGAUACAGCAGCCUACUGCACCAGCAGUAGUUUCAACUGUAGCAACAAAUAUUCCUCAAAGUUCAUCUCCUACCAGCCCGGAUCCUCGGCCUACACACAAUCAGAGGAACUAUAGUCCUGUGGCAGGUCCAAGCAGUGAUCGUAGUGCCCAUACUAGUACUCCUAGCAUAAGUAACAGUCAGCCAAGUACUCCAGCUCCAACCCUUCCAGUUCAGGACCCUCAGCUUCUGCAUCACUGCCAGCACUGUGAUAUGUAUUUUGCAGACAAUAUCCUUUAUACUAUUCACAUGGGAUGUCAUGGUUUUGAAAAUCCUUUUCAAUGCAACAUAUGUGGGUGCAAAUGUAAAAAUAAGUAUGACUUUGCCUGCCAUUUUGCAAGAGGCCAACAUAACCAACACUGACUGAAAAGCAUACAUUCAUUUAGUUUUUUAACAUAAUAUGGUAUAUUUUUUCAUACUUCCUGAAGGAGACUUUUCUCAUCUCCCAAUAAGAAGUCUAACAUUAAGAAGUUUGACAAAGGAGACACACUUCUAUCCACGCUGUUGUAAGACUUGCCAGGGAAGUUUGCGAGAGUCAUGGUGGUAACAGCUUUUAUGUGGCUUUUUUCUUUUUUUUUCCAAUAGAAAGAUAAGGGAUUGUAAUGCAAUUACAUAUUUUGUUUGUUAUAUUUAAGUUCCUUGUGCUUAAGAUUCAGGUGAAUAGUCUACAGUUGAUCCAAACUGUGUGCCCUUAAACAUGAGUUGUAAUUCACCAGACACAAUACAAGAUAAGAGAUCUUGAUACCUAAAAUAUGGCAAAUGUUAAUUUAAUAAAAUGUAUGUUUAGUAUGAAAAAUGUAUUCAUGCUUACUAGCUACCUACCAAACUGGGUGGGGGAGAACUUUCACACACAAACAGUUUGAAAUAAAACUAUUAGUUUCAUCUGAUUUGUAGUUAAUCAUAAAUUUGUUUAGUGAAUUCUAAAAUCUUUCUGCUAGACUUAACACUGCUCUAGUUUUCCCUCUAAAAAUGGAUCACAAAAACUAGAAGAUAUCAAAUAUAUACAUGUUACUGUAAAUGACACUUCCAUACGAAAGACUGUGAAGACAUUCCUGUUCGAAGUUUAUUAAAUAAAAAUCACAAAUGAGUGCCAUUACAGUUUAAAAAAAAAGCCAGUUUCUAAAAUAAGAAAGCCCUCAUUUAAAAGUACUCUAUGAUAUCUUUAAAUGUCUUACAAAACUAAAUUUGUAUGCUUACUUACAUUUUGCACAUUUAGACUUAGUCUUUUCCUUACUCCCAUGAUAAAAGUUAAGAGAAAAUUAAGUUACAGAUUGAAAAUUUUCUUCCAGUUUUAUCCUGGUUCAAACUAUGAAUGGUAGAUUGUGUGUAUGUUAGGGAGUUAUGCAUUCUAAUUUAUGUAAACUGCAGCUAACAUAAUUUUGUUUGCCUGAUGACCUGUGUGGAUUUACUGAUCUACCAGCAUGCUAGAAAGGUUUCUUUGUUAAUGACUGGGAGGAAGGCAGGCAAAGGAAUAUUAGGUUGGUUACAUGUGGAGUUGUUGUGGCUAAUAUUGUGACUGCAGAUUCUAUCUGAAGAUGUAUGUGCGGUCCCUUUGUAUGUGUUAACUUUAUUUUUGAUACUGUACAUCUUAAUCGUUUUUAAAAGCACCUAGGUUAACAUUUAGGCACUUUAAUAUUAAUCUAAAUGAAACAUCCUAGCAAAAUUAGGGAGACUGCUAGGUAAGUAACAGGCAUUAGUAAUGUUCCAGAAAAGUAAAAACUUACUUUGACAUGCACUUUUACCUUAUUCUGUCUUAUUUGCUGCAAGACAAAUGGAAAGCUUUCUUUAUAUUACCCUUUACUAUAAGAAAUAAGCAGGCACAUACAAGACAUCAAUUAAUGUGUGUUGUGGACAGUAAGAACAGGACUUAAAUAUUUUGAAGUCCAGAGUGGACAUGCAAGUGUCACCUAUUGGAGUUCAUACAUCAGUUGUUCUGGGGCAUGAUGAAAAGGCUAUUGAAUAAAUGUAAAAACUGUCAGACUUCAGCGAGCUUUGGAUCAGGCUCCUCGAAAGUAUGCUCCUCUAAAACAUUUUUGGUAUUAGGAAGUCCCCUUUCUUUACUUCUUUAUCUAAUGAGAAAUUUGAUACUUACUGGUUGUACCCAUCAAGUGCCAGGUGACUUUAAUGCGCAUGUGGCCCUCAAAUUAAUCCCACAUAGGAUUUUUCAUCCUUAAGACUAUCCAGUGAAGAGAGAUCACUUGUGUCGGUACAAAAUUCUCUGAUCCUAAUGAGUUUAGUAACACGUAAGAGCAGAUAUUAUACAUGGAAAACACUUUCUGGCCCUGUAAAUCACCUUUUUGUCUCUCUAAUUUGUAAAAUUACCUAAAAAAUUAAAUGUCCUGGCCAGGUCAGGAUCCAUUGACUUCAGUGGGCUUUGAAUAAGGCUGUUUAUAAUACUUUGCACAACCAACUCAAGAAUGUAUUCAGAAAUAAAUAUAUUGGGUAGUCUAAAUUCAAAUACAAUAAAAACAUCUUUAGUUGCCUUUUUAAAGAAUUUACAAGUCUUCAUCUAUGCCAUAGCUGUGCAUAAACUCAGACCUAAGAAAUCUGGUAUCAUACACUCAAAUAUCUGCUUUCAUUUUAAGGAUUACGAUUGUUCACUGAACUGUAAUCAAUCUGAUUGGAAACCCUUGAUUUUAUGCAUAUUCUGUAAUCUCAUAUUCUUAUACAAAGAACAAUGCGGAAAAAUAUUUUGGGUGGGUUAUAUUAUUGACCAAAAUCUACAUACCUAAAAUGAAAUCACACAUUUCUUUCCCCUAAUAUUUAAAAAUAUGUAGCUUUUCCUUUGGGGCCAGGAAACAUGCCAUAAUAGUUUUUCUUCAGGAUUUAACAACUUUGUAAAAGCUAUUCUAUUUGUCCAAGUUUAACCAGCUGUUUUUAACUGAAAUUGAAUAGUAACAUCUGUCAUCAUGCAAAGUUGUGGAAGUUAUAAAACACAGUUUCUUACAUAUCUGAAAUACAUUAACAUUUGGUGUGUUAAACAAUGGUGUGUUAAACAAUUUGGUGGACCAAUGUUCCUCCCUCUUGAAGUCAAUGGCAAAACUACCAUUUGCAAUUUUAGCAUAGAAAUUUUUUAUCCUUCCCCUCAUCAUUUUGAUCCUUUAGGCUAAGAACUUUCAUUGGUAAUCUGACUCCUGUAAUCAUUCAGUACUUGAAUCUGUAUUUGUAGAGAGAACAUGCCUUGGGAAAUUACAGGCUAAAGACCAGUCUGGAUAUGUAGAGGUAGGUGGAAAUUUGAGGACACAUCAAGGUAGCAAAAACAUGCAUAGUCCAUCUCCACUGGACAGCUGUGAGAGCGUCCACAUGUCUACGAACAAGAGUGUUAUUAGAUUGGAGAAGUAGUACUCAGUAUUUAAAAAUCCCUAAUUAAUCCUGCUGUUGGUACUGGUUAAUACUGAGAUACUGUUUACUCUUCAGGAAAAUAUCCAAGGACAUUUAAAAGAGAAUUUAAGCUUUAACUCUUCAUGCUAAACAAUUAUAGCCAGAUCCUUUUUCUUCUCAUGCAAUGGGACUACUCAUGAGAGAGAGGAUAGGAUUUGGUAUUUAAGCCCCUAUCCUCUCAGUGUGUCUGUGGGGUGGAUCCCCCAGUGACUGCAUCUAGCACUACUGAAGCCAGUUUCAGAUUGGGGCCUUAACAACUUCUUUUUUUUAAACAAACACAACAUAUUACUAUGUAUUUUGUUGUGCCAAACCAUAACUUGAUUACCCUUAUUUCCUUCUGACUACUGAGUAUGUUUGGAAGGUGCAUUUUUAGUUUAUUAAAAAGGUAGCUUUUCAUAAUUUUGUACUAAAAGUGUAUAUUCUAGUAUUUACUAUAAUUUAAAAUAAAGAGCACAAUUAGUAUUGCAAAGUUCUUUGAGGAUGUGAUCCUGUAAACCUUUACUUUCACAAGUAGGCCUUAUUUUUGCCAAGUUGAUGGGGAAUGCUUGUCAGUAAAGAUCUGUAGGAUCAGAACUAGUUUACUAGACCUAUUUUAUAUUGAGUUGAAUGUGCUUUACUGCACUAACUUUUUAAAAACAAAUCCUUAUAGCAUAUUAUGAGGAACUGAUUAGUUUUUAACUUGUAUUAAUUAACAAGGAAGUUUCAGGAUGAGUUGAUACUUUUUCCACAGCUUGACUGUGUUAAGUUCUGUAUUUGGAAAAUGUUAGUUGUUGUGUUCCUUUGUUUUUAUUGUUAUGAAAUAUUUUAUAGAUAUUUUGGAUAAUUUUUUAACAUGCACUAUUUAUAGUACUCUUAACAGAUAUUGUAACAUUCUGAGACUGAGGACUCUUUUUGUUCAGUGAACAUUCAAAUAUUAGAUUGAAAAUGCUGGUAGGAGAAAAAUGAUCUCGUUAAUAUUUAAACUAAGGAACUGUGAAGCAAGUAAGUAAUAAGGAAUAAUAUUUGAUUAUUGCAAAUGCCAUGUGUAGCUUCAAAUGAAUUUGGCCUAAGACACCAAUUUGUGUUUUAACACAUACAGUUCGCAGUGCUGGAAGAGAGACAUGUUUCAGUGUCGUUGCAUAGCAGAAUUUGAACAGUUCUUAUGGCUUUUGUUAUUGAAUUUUACUUUUUUUUGACAAAGGGAAUGUAACAAAUCUUCACUGGCAAGUUUCCCAUCAGUUUAAGUUUCUGUGAAAAAUGGAUAUUCUGUGCAGGAAAAAUCUAUUCCCUGCUGAAGCAUUUUUCAUUGAGCAAUCUUUGUAUAUGUGCUUCUAGUACCUGCUUUGUUAAUAAUGUGUACUUCAAUGUAAAAAGCAUAUUUUAUAUGCAGAAGAUGAAACGAGUUACAGUUGUAAAAUACAUUUUAUCGUGUAGUGAUUUGGUUUUCAGCAAACAAAAUAAUUCUGAAAUAACUAGCGUAGUUCAUGUUGUGAAGCUUUGCUUUUGUAAGAUAUGAAUAAAAUAAC